AUGGGUUUGGUUUCAGAACUGCUUUCGUUUUGUGUUUUGUUUAUAAGGUUGAUCAGUGCUGGUAAUAUUGUUGUUGGGAUUGGGAUACCAACUACUCUUGAUGGACCCUUUAAGCCUGUGACUGUCCCUCUUGAUAAAAGUUUCAGAGGAAAUGCUGUCGACUUGCCUGAUACAGACCCUCGAGUUCAAAAGGUUGUUCAAAGUUUUGGGCCUGAACAGGUUUCUGUGUCUCUCUCUACCACUCAUGAUUCUGUUUGGAUUUCUUGGAUUACAGGGGAUUUUCAAAUUGGGGACAACAUAAAACCAUUGAAUCCCAAAACGGUUGCUAGUAUUGUUCGAUAUGGACAGCUAAGGUUUCCACUUCAGCACAAAGCUACUGGUUAUUCCAUUGUUUACAACCAAUUGUAUCCUUUCGUGGGGCUCCAGAACUACACUUCUGGCAUCAUUCACCAUGUCCGUCUUACAGGGUUGAAACCUAGCACACUUUAUUAUUAUCAAUGUGGAGAUCCUUCAAUACCAGCAAUGAGCAAAAUUUACUACUUUAAGACUAUGCCAGCUUCUGGCCCUAAGAGUUACCCUAGCAGAAUUGCAAUAAUGGGGGACCUAGGGCUUACUUACAAUACAACUUCAACGCUUGAUCACAUGAUUGCAAACAAUCCUGAUCUUAUUUUAUUGAUCGGUGAUGUUUGUUAUGCUAACUUGUAUCUCACCAAUGGAACUGGGGCUGAUUGCUACUCUUGCUCUUUCUCACAAACUCCCAUUCAUGAAACCUAUCAGCCUCGUUGGGAUUACUGGGGAAGGUAUAUGCAGCCUGUAAUAUCUAAAGUUCCAAUAAUGGUGGUAGAAGGAAACCAUGAGAUAGAACAACAGGUUGAAAAUCAGACAUUUGUUGCUUACAGUUCUCGAUUCGCAUUCCCAUCCAAAGAAAGUGGAUCAUCCUCUACUUUCUAUUAUUCUUUCAACGCUGGCGGAAUUCAUUUUAUAAUGCUCGGUGGCUACAUUGCGUACAACAAAUCAGCACCUCAAUACAAGUGGUUAGAGAAAGAUUUGGCUAACGUUGACAGAAAAGUGACCCCAUGGUUGGUGGCUACCUGGCACCCUCCUUGGUAUAGCACCUACAAGGCACAUUAUAGGGAAGCAGAAUGUAUGAGGGUAGCAAUGGAAGAUUUGCUCUAUCGGUAUGGUGUUGACGUGAUCUUUAAUGGUCAUGUACACGCCUACGAGAGGUCGAACCGGGUAUACAACUACACUUUGGAUCCUUGUGGUCCUGUUCAUAUCACAAUUGGUGAUGGUGGAAACCGAGAGAAGAUGGCCAUUGCACAUGCUGAUGAACCUGGUGAAUGUCCUAAUCCAUCCACCACGCCAGACGAGUACAUGGGCGGUUUCUGUGCAUUCAAUUUUACGUCAGGACCAGCAGCUGGAAACUUCUGUUGGGACCGGCAGCCGGAUUAUAGUGCAUACCGAGAAAGUAGUUUUGGUCAUGGGAUUUUUGAGGUAUCUUUCUGGGUUCCUUUGAUCAUAUGUUUGAUAUUCACUUUGCAGGUGAAAAAUGAGACUCAUGCUCUAUGGACUUGGCACCGAAACCAGGACCUGUACAACUCUCCUGGAGAUCAGAUUUGCAUAGUAAGGCAGCCUGAAAGGUGCCCAACUGAACCGAAGGUAAUUAAGCUUCAAAGAAACUGGAAAAAGAAGCACUUAAUUUAG
Molecule: messenger RNA, 1704 nt
Organism: Dovyalis caffra
Lineage: Eukaryota; Viridiplantae; Streptophyta; Magnoliopsida; Malpighiales; Salicaceae
Source: the annotation of a GenBank genome assembly